Vombatus ursinus (common wombat) is the source of this 3203-nucleotide messenger RNA. It is a transcript of the gene ST13, whose product is annotated as ST13, Hsp70 interacting protein. The coding region runs from base 31 to 1134 and encodes 367 amino acids. The transcript is spliced from 12 exons. The record is from RefSeq and is a predicted model, not a curated record. Gene Ontology annotation, molecular function: protein dimerization activity; Hsp70 protein binding. Lineage: Eukaryota; Metazoa; Chordata; Mammalia; Diprotodontia; Vombatidae.
CCGCUGCCCCUGCCCCUGCCCCGCCUCAACAUGGACAGCCGCAAGCUCAGCGAGCUGCAGGCCUUCAUCAGGCUCUGCCAGCAGGACCCGGGCCUUCUGCACACGGACGAGCUGCGGUUCCUCCGGGACUGGGUGGAGAGUAUGGGUGGUAAAAUCCCACCUGCUCCACAUAAAGCGAAAUCAGAAGAAAAAAUCAAGGAGGAAAAGACUGAAAGUAAGAAACCUGAGGACUCCCCCAAGCUAGAAGAGCUUGAGAGCGAGGAAAGUGACGUAGAGAUCGAUAACGAAGGAGUGAUUGAAGCAGAUACAGAUUCCCCUCAGGAAAUGGGAGAUGAAACUGCCGAGAUAACAGAUGAGAUGAUGGAUCAGGCUAAUGAAAAGAAAGCGGCGGCCAUUGACGCCCUCAAUAGUGGUGAUCUUCAGACUGCCAUUCAGUUACUCACAGAGGCCAUCAAACUGAAUCCCCGUUUGGCCAUUUUAUAUGCUAAGAGAGCCAGUAUCUUUAUAAAACUGCAAAAACCCAAUGCUGCUAUUAGAGAUUGCGACAGAGCGAUUGAAAUAAACCCAGACUCAGCCCAGCCCUACAAAUGGCGAGGGAAGGCCCACAGACUCCUUGGCCACUGGGAGGAGUCAGCCCAUGAUCUUGCCAUGGCUUGCAAACUGGACUAUGAUGAAGAUGCCAGUGCUAUGCUGAAGGAAGUCCAGCCAAGGGCCCAGAAGAUUGCCGAGCAUCGGCGAAAAUACGAAAGAAAACGUGAGGAGCGAGAGAUCAAAGAGAGGCUAGAAAGGGUGAAGAAGGCCCGGGAGGAGCAUGAGCGAGCCCAAAGGGAGGAAGAAGCCCGGCGAACCUCGGGAGCCCAGUUUGGCUCUUUUCCAGGUUUUCCUGGAGGUAUGCCUGGGAACUUUGGAGGCAUGCCUGGCAUGGGAGGAGCCAUGCCUGGGAUGGCAGGAAUGCCCGGGCUCAAUGAGAUUCUUAGUGACCCGGAAGUCCUCGCAGCCAUGCAGGACCCAGAGGUGAUGGUGGCGUUCCAGGAUGUGGCACAGAACCCUGCGAACAUGUCCAAAUAUCAGAGCAACCCAAAGGUUAUGAAUCUCAUCAGCAAAUUAUCAGCCAAAUUUGGAGGUCAAGCAUAAAUGCCCUUUUAACAAAUAAAGCCCUUACUGACGGAAAAACAACCCAGAUCACUUAAUGGACCUCGCAAUAACACAAACCAAAUGUACCUCUGACCUUCUGGUGAAGAAAACUGGGGUGCUUGGAAGAUAAUCCCCCCCACCCUGCCCCCGCCCCCAAUGCAGCAGAGCAUUUUACAGGGAUUGGCCAGCCAUUAGUCUAGCAGAUAAUGUUGUCCUACUCGGAAUCAUAAACUUAAGAAACACAGAAGCAUUUUCCAAAACUUUAAGAUUACUUAAAGGAGAAAGAAAAGAGAGUGCAUAAAAUUAUUUUCUUUACUAAUCAUUUUGGCUUUCCCUUGGACUUGGUUAGAUUUCAGGGUGAGGAAGAAGAGAUUUGCAUUAAAGAUUUCUCAUCUAGUCGUGGGGAAAGCAGACUAGUCAGAGGCGAACGCUGCUCAUAUAGCGUGUAAAAUUUGAAGCGUGUUCGUGCCUCUUGGGAUUUUUUGAUUUUUUUUUUUUUAAUCCUGAUGUGCUUUUUAAAAAAAACAGCUUCUUUUGAUGGCAAAACAAGAUGUGGGACCACCAGUGAUGUAGUGAGUACUUGGGCAGAGACAGGUCCUGCCUGCGGUGAGGGCUGCGGCAGUGUGACCAGCUAUUCUCUCCCAUGGCAUCGCGGGGAGGAAUUAAACAGUCAGGCCCUGCGGUGCCACGAGGCUUCUGUGAGACUGGCUCACCACCUUGGAAUCUUGUCACUGUAAACGCCUGUGUUUCUGUUUGGGGAAAGGAAGGAGGGGGUCCUUUUCUUUCUUCUUGGAUGCGAAUCGGUGUCCUUUCCUCAACAGCAAGACUCCCGGCCCUCUCUGGGCUCUGUUUUCAGUGGUUUUCCACAGUCUAUUUUUCCCCAUUUUAUUAGGCUAAAAAUAGUUCUCAUACAGUCAAUAUUUAUGAAGGCCACCAUUCAAAGUAUACUUAAUUGUGCAAACGUUGCCGAAUGCUUGGUUUAAUGUAAAAUGCAACACUUACUGUUUCUGUAUAUGGGCUAAUGCUCUUAACUUCUCGUUUGGCCAAGAAAUUUCAUUUUUAUUCAUUGGGACCCUAAGGACCCCAAGCAUUACAUAUUUUUCUGUGCUGAAACAUGGAGGGAAGAAGUUCAUGGUUUUCUUUCUUUUACUUGGGAAAUAUCCCUUGAAAAUUACAUUUGCAUUAAUCUUUCCAUUUUGGGGAAGGAGGGCAUGAGGAUUGGAUUAGUGGAUAUACAAACAUGUAGGUGAACUUGGCUAUAUGAUCCAUUAUUAAAUACGUGAUUUAUGAGUAGAUUAGAUUUGUGAUUCUUUUUGCGUUGUAGGGUUGUUUAAAUAUUUUAUGACAGAUCUUAUCACUGCUUUCUGGUAGGAAGGCUGUUCCUUUCAGUAGGUGCUAGCUGUUUCUCCAGCUGCCACUUCUGAUAACAGUAAGCCAUCCAGAAAACAGCUCUGGCUCUGCCUGUGUGGGCAGGGCCUCCCAUCUAAAGACAUUCUGUGUGUUACUUGUGCACAGCCUGGAGUAGCUGAGAAGUAUGAUGGACACGGAGCAUCCCUGAAAUAAGUCAUCGGUUAACUGAUGACCCUUUGCCCCCCCGUGUAACUGGGCAGGCGUAGUGUUGAGGGCAGCAGAGCUGGUGCAGUGAACACCCUUGCUCAGGCAGAAACACCUGGGCUUUUCCUGCGGUGUGCUCUCCCUUCUCACAGCCCCCAGCAUGAUACCCCUCAUCCUCCCAGUGUCCUUGGGAGACUUUCCCUUGGUUUAUUCAACCUUACCUCCUACAUGUAAGCAGUGCAAAAAGCUGAGCCUGGGUAAGCCCUCUUGAUCUUGGGAAAAUGGCAUGUGUUCAGAGUGUGUUGGGUCUGGUUGGUUUGCAGAUACAAAGCUUAUUUUCCAGUUGUCUAGGGAUGCAACAUAAUAGCCAAGCCUGACAUUUUUUUCUUGUACUAAUUACCCUACAAGAAAGAAAAAUGUGAAAGGAAAGUUUGUUUUUUGUUUUUGCUUAAAAAUAGAAGUUAGUGGAUAUUUCUAGUCGCCUUCACAAAUAAAGUGUGGUUUUCAAACCGGAA